This is a messenger RNA of Cheilinus undulatus (humphead wrasse), 1065 nucleotides long. RefSeq lists its product as uncharacterized. Gene Ontology annotation, cellular component: membrane raft; external side of plasma membrane. Gene Ontology annotation, biological process: interleukin-15-mediated signaling pathway; T cell activation; positive regulation of ERK1 and ERK2 cascade. The transcript has 8 exons. Lineage: Eukaryota; Metazoa; Chordata; Actinopteri; Labriformes; Labridae. Gene Ontology annotation, molecular function: MHC class II protein binding; protein tyrosine kinase binding. The record is from RefSeq and is a predicted model, not a curated record. Bases 1 to 1065 code for a protein of 354 amino acids.
AUGGGACAGGCUCUGACACACAUCCUGGAGAAAAACUUCAAACCUGAGGUUGGGAUGCGAGAGGACUCACGAAAAAUUGGCAUCCUCUUUACAGAUGGAGACUCCUUCGAUGACGUUGACAUGCCGUCACAAAAUCUGAGGGAUAACGGCACUGAGCUGUACACCAUCGUGACUUUGAUGAUCUGCUUCUUCACCAGUCUCACUGACAACCUGUGUGACAGCAUCAAGGGUCCAGUACGCAGCAGUCAAACAGACUUCUAUCACUUCUCCCUACCUGAACAAGACGUCACCCUGCCCUGUGGUACUCCGUCCCCCUCUGGACCUCUCCCAUGCUCUGACAUGUCCUGGUUUUAUAGCAGAGCUUCAUCAGAGGCUUUUACUGAGGCCAACGAAGGAAAGGUUAAUCCCAGGUCCCUCCGAGCUGGUCGGCUGAGUUUGGACUCCGACUGUUCUUUGAUCAUCAAACGUGUCACUGAUGAGGAUGUUGGUCUCUACACGUGUCACCGUAAUUAUGAUGAUCGUUACAGCGUCAGAGUGUAUCUCAGUCUGUUUUUAAUCUCUCCAAAACCGACAGACUCUGAUCCAACGAGCAACAAUGAACUCCAGUUAGAGUGUUCUCUGUUCAGAUUCAGAGAUCUUCGUCUUUGUCCACCAUACCGUCUCCUCUGGGUGAAUGAGACAGGAGCUGAGAUUACUGACGGUGUUACAGAGACUUUCAGAGAUGAAGGCUGUUUCUCUGACCUGACUGUGACUCGUCAGAGCGGACACAACAAGACAUUCACCUGCCAGGUUGUUAAUGAGGAGAACAAUGUGGAGAUACAGGCCGACUACACACCUGUCUUCACAGACUGGUCUCCUCUGAGCUCCAUCAUGCUGGUUCUGCGUAUUUCAGCUCUUGUUUUGAUGAUCGUGAGCACUGUUUUGGUCUUCACCCUCAGAGGUAACAUCAAACCACGGCGUAAAGAAACCAGCAUGCAUGAGGAUGUCAUUGAAGCCAACUAUGAAAAUGAUGAAGCAUUUGGUGCUGCUUCCAUCGAACUGCAACAACUUCAAGAUCAAGAUUAA